AAAAUUUUGAACAUUCUCUUUGCUAACCCAAAAAAAAAAAAAAACUUCAAUGAAAGACGCUUACGAGGGGAAUGGAAGUUUGGAUUUGAGGGGGCCGCCUUUCCCAGAUCCACAUCUGAUAAGAAACCCUGUGUCCUAUGCAACAAUGGAUCAGAAACUGUUGAGCACCUCUUCUUUAACUUGUGUUACGCAUGGGGAAACGAAUAGGAAGAAAGUCUUUGUAUCAGACACUCUUCAAGUUAAUGCGGAAUGCUGCAGUCUACCAUGUUUGGAUGGAAAGGAACAGGAGAAUCCACCAACAUAUCUACAAGACAGCAGAUGUACGCUGACUCGUAGAGAGCCUCCGAUGGCAAAUGAGUUGUAUUUAUGGAGGGGAAGACCAGGUGGAGAAGAGCGAUGCAGAGCGAUUGACCUUCAUUCGAUCGACAACGGUAGUCAACAUCGGGCGUUUUACUUUAAAAUCGUGGGAAGACUUGUAUCUGGGGAGAGAAAUAGAGGCGCGCGACCCGACAAUCUUGAUGAGGUUGGCCUAUCGAUUCACUAUUUGCAAACACCGCUGUCAAGAAGAUGGAAGCCAAGUGAAUCAUCUGUUGUGUCUCCCAAUAGUCUUUAUUCAUGUGAGUGCUGGCCAUGUUUCUUUGAUGUUGGGGAUUGGUGACAAUAAGGAAUGGAAGACUGGAGCUUAUUUUGCCCAUGCAUACCAGGUGUUUGGUCAAAUGCUUGUGUGGGGAUGUGGGUUCUACAAUAUGUGCAGAGGUUGUACACAGUAGGACUGAUCGCUUACAUAUUUUCAGAUUGAUGAUCUUUGUAUAUGCAAUGCAUGUUAGAGUUGUACCAUCCUAAAUAAAGUAUUAUCAUUGUC
Molecule: messenger RNA, 862 nt
Organism: Rubroshorea leprosula
Lineage: Eukaryota; Viridiplantae; Streptophyta; Magnoliopsida; Malvales; Dipterocarpaceae
Source: the annotation of a GenBank genome assembly